AUGUUGGGUAAGUCGUCGAAAGUGAACGGUCGAGAGAAAAACGUAAUGCUGGUUUCAGACAUUCAAAGCUUCGGUCACUGUGUGUGGAUCGUCAACUUCAUCGCCGUGAUCAUCGGUCAGUGCUUAAAAAGUUUUAAAUUGCCCUUCUGAAGAUUCUCCCUCUAGUCAAGUUCCCUAAACGUUCUAUCCUUACAGGCACUGUGCACAUGUGUGGUGGUAAGAAGAAGCCGGCACCGAUAGCCAAGGCUCGCACCUCGAACAACACGACGAUGGCCACAACGACCACGACCGGAAUGAACAAGUCACAGCAGCAGGCUCCCGUGCUCCCGUCCGCGCAGCCAGCAGCCAAGGAUGAGAAAAAGGAAGAGAAGAAGGAUGAGAAGAAGGAGGAGAAAAAGGAAGAGGAGAAAAAGGAUGAAGAGAAGAAGGAUGAGAAAAAGGAAGAGCCGAAGAAGGAUGAGAAGAAGGAUGAGGAGGAGAAGAAGAAGGAAGGAGACGAGAAGAAAGAUGAGGAGAAAAAAACAAAGGAAGAGGAACCGAAGAAGGACGAGAAAGAGAAGAAGGCGAAGAGCGAGAAGAAGGAGAAAAAAGAGAAGGAACCGUCGCUGAAGCCCAAAGUUCAAAAGUACACGGAGAAGGAGCAGGCGAUUGCUGACGGACAGAAGAAGAAGAAAACAGACUACCAGACGAUGGACGACGUGGCCAGUGAUUGGGAGGAUGAGGUGAAGAAGAACAGGCAUCGGAAUAAGAAUAAGGCGAACGACGAAGAGAAAGAUAAUACGGAGAAGAAGGAGGUGGACGAGGAAAAGAAGGAGGAUGGGGGAGAAGAGAAGAAGGACUCCAAGGAAAAGACAGAGAAGAAGGACGAGUAG
Messenger RNA from Caenorhabditis sp. 36 PRJEB53466, 872 nucleotides. The record is from the annotation of a GenBank genome assembly. Lineage: Eukaryota; Metazoa; Nematoda; Chromadorea; Rhabditida; Rhabditidae.